Striga asiatica is the source of this 2157-nucleotide messenger RNA. The record is from the annotation of a GenBank genome assembly. NCBI's taxonomy places the organism in Eukaryota, Viridiplantae, Streptophyta, Magnoliopsida, Lamiales, Orobanchaceae.
GAUGAAGUUUAUACUCAUCUUAUUUGCAAUGGCGUUGAUCCUGGCAUCAAAGAAUGGUAUUUUAGUGAAAGUGGUUCACACUCAGCUCAAAAUGAAAACAGAGAAUUUAUGCAUGAUGACAUCGAAAUGGGUCAUCCUCUUGGGAGAAGAAAGGGAGGGAAGAAAGGAGCAUUUUCCCUAGACUCCAACACACAAAGAUUAGCACAUCGGUAUGUUAUAUUCAAUUGCCAGGAUGAGCUUGUUGAAAAAUACAUCAAGAUGGUGUCUAUUCCCAACGACGAUGAUGAAAAUAGUUGGACCCGAGAAGGUGUACCUCCCAUUGUUCUUGAUUAUCCAGUUGAAAACCAAGAGACUAAUUCAGAAUCAUAUGAUACAGUUGGAAAUGAUACCCCAACUACAGCUACUGCUAAUAUAUCUCAAAUGGGGCGAACUAAUGAGUGGAAGCCAUCAUUUGCAGUUGCCGAAGUAGGAAUUCCUCAUCAGGCUUGCGUUUGUCCUGCUCUUGCUAAUGAUAGGUUUCAUGGUGAUAGUGACGUGCGGCUUAUUGGCGACGACGCAUCUAUGACGAACAACAGCAACGAGCACAUAUAUCUAUGUCAACAGCAGAUGCUCGCCCAAGUCAUUGCAUUUCCUUACAUGCUGCCAAAUAUGAUGGUGCCAUGCGCGGACGUGCCGAAUGUGACGAUUCCAGGCGUGCUGGUUAAUACGCUGCCAAGGCCAACCUUAGAUAGCAAUCACGUCUCAACAUGUUUCGUUUGCUUAGAUGGCAAUGAGAGCUCAAAAUUUUUGAAGCCUAUUGGGAAAGAGCUGAAGAAGAUCAAAUUGGCCAAAAGGAAGCAUCACGGCAAAAGCAAGAUAAAGAAGAAGCACAAUUUGAAGAUGUCAAACUAUGAGAUGCAAAGGUUGAAACGAAUGGCUGAAAAUCAAAGAAGAAUGGAAGAGUUGGGGUUAAAAACUCUUGCUUAUGAGGUUUCAAGAAAGGACCAGAAACGGAGGGAGAUAAGCAAAGUUAUUUCUAAGGAUGAUGUAGCAAAUGAUGAUGAAUAUAUCCCUGAUGAAGAGGAACACGAACCAAGAAAGUCGAGUAACGAGAAUGGUGCACAACAUAGGAGAAGAUUGAGCUCUCGUUCAAAGAAGGUGGUGGCAGUAAAAGGAAGUUCUCACAAUGGGUUAGAGAAACCACAAUCCUCAAUGGCGAGUUUACUGAACAUGCACCGUCAAACUCCUGGAGUGCAAGAAAAACUGAGGAAAGAUGACAACGAAAAAGAAAUGGAUUCAUUAGAAAUGGUUCAACGAGACACCGCUGGUGAAAAUGAGCAUUCUAAACAAGUUACAUGGACUGAAAGAUUAUCCAGACCAGCUACAGUGAUGCGCAGUAAACUGCAAGGCAAAGAUGUCAUAAGCAACUCCUCCAAGAAGACUGCACAAAGCAAAAUAUUGGUCUCGCCUGGAUCAAUUGGUGCUUAUGCUAGGAUGAGGAGAAACUCGACGGCUGAAAAAGAACCGCAAACAAUCAUUGAUAGUGUUCCAAGAAAGCAAGGCCAUUUGUUUGAUGAUGUAGGUGGUACUGGAGUAAGUAUAGUUGAAGAAAAUGAAGCUUAUGAAAGCUUACAUGAAUAUGUUGCUGAAGGAGAAGAUGAUAUGAAUCCAAAAGAAAUCGAAGAUGACGCAGUGGAGAUUGAAAACGAACCAUUUUCUGACCAAGAACGACAUAAUCUACCAGUGGAGAAGAAACGAACAAGGGGACCAAGUUUGUGCAAAGAUAUCCACGAGCGCACUAUUGAAAAUCGUUUGCCUAUCAUUUUGAAUGAAUCGUGUCAACCAAUUGGACCAGAUAAGACAACUUUAGAUAAGUUUAGCCGUUUCUUGGGAACGUUAGCUCGUAAUUCGAAUCUUGCUCCGUUGAAUGAAAUUAAUUGGACUCAUGUUCACGAUAAAGACAAGAUUUGGGAAUAUGUCAAGAAAAAGUUCAUCAUAGCAGAGGAAGGUAAGACGUAUGUGUUGCAAUCCAUUGGAGCUUUAUGGCGUACUCAUAAAUCAAGAGUUAAAAAGAAAUAUUACUACAAUUCUAGCUCCAAAGAUAUAAAUGGUGAAAACAAAUCGAUUCCUGAUUCUCAUAUGAAGGAUUUGCUAAAAUAUUGGGAUCUAGAGGAGGUU